AUGGGAGAAUUGUGCGUCGACAUCUGGACCAAGUUCGCAGCCGGACGGACACAGCAAGUGGAGAGUUCGGAAAGUUUGAACUGCCAGCAACCCUUGAUAGGGAUCCUGACAUCCCGAGGACUGAAACCUACUGCCUGCACAGAGCACUACGCCACCGACCGAGGCGUAUCUUCCUCCUCCUCCUCCUCCUCCUCCUCCUCCUCCUCCUCCUUCUACCCCGGCCAGCACUAG
Spirometra erinaceieuropaei is the source of this 231-nucleotide messenger RNA. The record is from the annotation of a GenBank genome assembly. NCBI's taxonomy places the organism in Eukaryota, Metazoa, Platyhelminthes, Cestoda, Diphyllobothriidea, Diphyllobothriidae.